CUCAGAGCCGUUGGAGCCAUAGAAAAAGGUGCUGUAGAUAGUUUAUCCCAAGAAAGCGUCAUCACUCCGUCAUCCGAUUCAGUUCUCAGUCUGGGGUUGUUUGAAGUGAUGCUCUCAAUUGCACUACUGUCACUCAGAACAUGUCCGCUCAAUGUGUCAACUGCCAUUAAACAACGUUUUGCUCAGACGCAAGAAAACGUGGAGGCUCUAUACCAGCUUUUCAGUGAAGCGCUAAAGUUCAAAAUUUACUGCGAGCGCAAUAUGGCGUCGAUUAUUUCUGUCGCACAGCAAUGCUUGUGGUCUUCAAAGCCAGAUGCACGGAAAUUUGGUGCAAAACUAUUUAAGGAACUUUUUCAAGCAUCACCGAAACGAAGAGAGGAAUAUUUCUUCGUUCUCGAGCGCAUGUCGAUUGACAAUGUUAAAAGGCUUUUCCGCGCAGUUUUCCGCCUAUAUGCUGCCAGGCCAUCGACUAAGUCGCAUAAGGACAAUCUAAUAACAAUGAUUCCGCUCUUACUCCGUUCAGCUGACAAUGUUCAACCAGUUUUUGGUAUACUGGCUGUACUGCUAAAGAUGGAAACUGCUCUAAAGCUGGAAGACUCUCCAACAAGAGAGGAAGAUGUGCGAAAUACGUUGGAACUUCUUGAUGAAGCGCGUAAUUCGAAUCAGUUUGUGCGAACUUACUGCUAUGCCGAACUAGCUGAAGUGUUGCGAGCUUGUUUUGGAUGUUCGAAAUGCAUAGCUAUGGUAAUAAAAUGA
Molecule: messenger RNA, 756 nt
Organism: Cylicostephanus goldi
Lineage: Eukaryota; Metazoa; Nematoda; Chromadorea; Rhabditida; Strongylidae
Source: the annotation of a GenBank genome assembly